CUCAUCAGCCAUCGUGCUACCGCGCGCAGUACUCAAACCAGAGAGCAACUACCUACCAGAGGCCGGAAGCGACGGCGCCGCCGGAGAUGGAAACGGAGGCGGCGGCGGCGAGGCAGGCGAAAGAGUCGCUGGAGCUGGCGUUCCAGAUGUCCCAGAUCCUCGACACCGGCCUCGACCGCCACACCCUGUCGCUGCUCAUGGCCCUCUGCGACCGAGGCGCCAACCCCGAGGCCCUCGCCGCUCUCGUCCGCGAGCUCUCGUCCGCUGCUCCCCCUACCGCCGCCGCGGCACCCGCGCCCGUGAACAACGGCACCGCGGUACCGACCCCGACAACUGCGUCGCUGUUCCCCUCCGGCUUGCGCCAUCCCUAGGGUACUAUCAAAGACUGGAUGGACGGAACUGAUGUGGUUGAUUUGAAGUCAAAGAGGCAAAUUCAACGCUGGAAUUGCUGGAUGAAAAGGAGUCACCAUCUUAGGGAGGAUGUAAAUCUUGCUUUACAAAUUGCAUUUGUGAUGCUCUGGCUGUUGUUUCGACAAGAAAGCUGUGUAGGUCAUAGAGCUACUGAAUUGACGUAUGCUUUACUAGAUUUGCGCGGGUUAAGAGUAGUAGUCAUGGGGGGGGGGGGGGGCAUUGUCUUUUCAUUUGUCAUCGGGCUACCUCCAUCGGUUGUAUAUGUAUCAGUUGGAAACCCGGCCUUGCGUUAACUUCUUUGGAAAAGGGAAGCUUUAUAAACUCGUAGUCACA
Molecule: messenger RNA, 744 nt
Organism: Phragmites australis (common reed)
Lineage: Eukaryota; Viridiplantae; Streptophyta; Magnoliopsida; Poales; Poaceae
Product: mitotic-spindle organizing protein 1A-like
Exons: 2
Coding region: 87-371 (94 amino acids)
Biological process (GO): gamma-tubulin complex localization; mitotic spindle assembly; microtubule nucleation by interphase microtubule organizing center
Cellular component (GO): gamma-tubulin ring complex; centrosome; spindle
Source: RefSeq, a predicted model, not a curated record